Messenger RNA from Rosa chinensis, 1649 nucleotides. Its product is annotated as omega-amidase, chloroplastic. NCBI's taxonomy places the organism in Eukaryota, Viridiplantae, Streptophyta, Magnoliopsida, Rosales, Rosaceae. The coding region runs from base 53 to 1174 and encodes 373 amino acids. Gene Ontology annotation, molecular function: omega-amidase activity. Gene Ontology annotation, biological process: oxaloacetate metabolic process; L-glutamine metabolic process. The record is from RefSeq and is a predicted model, not a curated record. The transcript is spliced from 11 exons. Gene Ontology annotation, cellular component: mitochondrion.
AGGCCAAAAAAUCGAGCGGAAGUAGAAACAAAUCCACAGAAAGCGAAGUGAAAUGAAAGCAGCACUAUCCACACUGAUCAGCUCCAAGACUCUCAGCCCUCACCCCUCUUCUUCUUCUUUCUCUCGCGCCUUUUGGCUUCAACCAAAGACCCUCUCCAACUCACCCUCCUUCAUUACCCUUAUCCCCUCCAAGACCCUCACCACCAACAAUUACUCCCGUCUCCGCCUCAAUCAUCGCAAGUCCCUCACCUCGUCGAUAAUGGCCUCCGCUUUCAAGCCCGAAGAAGCCAGGGUCCCACCUGCCCUUCCCUUGCCCACUCCUCCGGUCAACAAGUUUAAGAUUGGACUGUGCCAAUUGUCGGUGACGGCCGAUAAGGAGAGGAACAUUGCUCAUGCUCGCAAGGCCAUCGAGCAGGCUGCCGCACAGGGUGCUCAGCUGGUUCUCCUACCUGAAAUAUGGAAUGGCCCAUAUUCAAAUGAUAGCUUCCCAGUGUUUGCUGAGGAUAUUGACGCUGGUGGGGAUGCAUCUCCUUCGACAGCCAUGCUUUCUGAAGUUGCUCAGCGCCUGAAAAUCACCAUUGUUGGUGGAUCUAUAUCAGAGCGUUCCGGUGAUCGGCUGUACAAUACUUGCUGUGUCUUUGGUACUGAUGGAAAGCUGAAAGCUAAACAUAGGAAGAUACACCUCUUUGAUAUUGAUAUCCCUGGGAAGAUUACCUUUAUUGAAUCAAAGACUCUUACAGCAGGGCAAACUCCUACCAUUGUGGACACAGAAGUUGGGCGUAUUGGCAUAGGCAUUUGUUAUGACAUUAGGUUCCAGGAACUAGCCAUGAUCUAUGGAGCAAGAGGUGCUCACUUGAUAUGCUAUCCUGGGGCUUUUAACAUGACCACUGGGCCAUUGCAUUGGGAAUUGUUGCAGAGAGCAAGGGCUACAGAUAACCAGCUAUAUGUGGCAACUUGUUCACCUGCUCGAGAUGCCGGAGCUGGUUAUGUGGCAUGGGGCCACUCCACCCUUGUCGGACCAUUUGGAGAAGUGCUGGCAACUACAGAACAUGAAGAGGCAAUAAUCAUAACUGAGGUUGAUUAUUCACUCCUUGAGCUUAGAAGAACAAAUCUCCCUUUACUGAAGCAGCGGCGAGGUGAUCUUUACCAGUUGGUAGAUGUUCAGAGGUUUUAGCAGAUGUUCUUUCCUGUUUCCUGGGAAGGUGGGGUUUUGGAGCAGACUCCAUGGGGAAACUCAGUUUGCCAGACACUGUGAAAUGGGAUGUUCAAUUCCAGACUUCCAGACUUCAAUAAGACUGUGAGUAGGACCUCUUCAGCAGUCUUGGGCCCUGAAUUUGAAUUGGAACGGACAAAAUACACGGGCCAAAAUGGAAAUGAAGUCCACGUGAAGAUGGAGACCCCAGGAAUCAGUACAAACUUACAAAGGGCACGUGGGUACAGCAUGGACAAAGCCCUCUAGUAGACCUCAGGUAGUAGAGCCCGGUCAUCAAUCUACUAGACAUUAAAUAGUACAAGUUGGUAUAAUAGUACUAGUAGGUAUAAGCUAGUAGACCUCAAGUAGUAGAGCCCGGCCUUCAAUCUAGUAGACCUCAAGUAGUACUAGUUGGUAUAAUCUAUAGUAAAUUACCAUUAACCUACGCUUUUUUUCU